CGUUUAUUCAGGAAUUGAUCUGCACACCCUUUUUUGAAAUCAAUUUCAGCACUUACCAAAGUUUCAGCUGUCAAAACAGUUUUUUUUUCCUUUUCUCCCCUCAGUGUUUCCAAAGAGGAAGAACAUUUGACUGCAGUGAUGGACAGGGCACAACAGAUAACUGCUCUGUUCUGCCUGAUGCUUCUCAAACUGCCAAAGUGUGCGAUGGCCAGCGGGAAAGUCUUUGAGGAGACUUAUCUAAAGUGGGUCCAGUAUAAAGAUGACUGUGUCAAAAUGAUAGAAAAUGAGCCUCUCCCUCAAGGCUUGUUCUGCAACAGGACAUUUGACAGAUACGCCUGCUGGCCAGAUACUCCUGCCGGCUUUAUGGUCAACAUCUCAUGCCCCUUCUACCUGCCCUGGUAUGACAAAGUGUCGCAGGGCGCUGUGCGUCGGCUGUGUGGCUCUGAUGGCCUCUGGGAAAGAGGGGACAACGGGCAGGUGUGGAGGGACAUGACUCAGUGUGAGGAGGAAAAAGAGGUCACGUCUCAAGAGCUGUGGUUCAAACAACUGAUGUUGAGCUUCAGGAUGUUGUACACUGUCGGCUAUUCCUUGUCGCUGUUUACGCUCAUAACGGCUCUUAUUAUUCUUCUGAGCUUGAGGAAACUGCGUUGCACCAGGAACUACAUUCAUGCCAACCUCUUCCUGUCUUUCAUCCUGCGAGCUGUAUCGGUCAUUAUUAAAGACACCAUGCUUGACCGCCACUGGGGAAGAGAAAUCAUGAAACAAACUGAUGUAAAGGACAUGCUCAGUGACGAGGCUGCUAUUGGCUGCAGGAUAGCUCAGGUAGUGAUGCAGUACUGUGUCCUGGCCAAUCACUAUUGGUUCUUUGGAGAGGCCAUUUAUUUGUACUCUGUGCUUAUUGCCUCAGUGUUCAUCGACAACAACAAAUACUUACCUUACAUCUGUCUUGGCUGGGGAACUCCACUUCUUUUUGUGGUUCCAUGGGUGGUGAUGAAGCAAUUGAAAGAAAACAAAGAGUGUUGGGCUGUCAAUUCCAACAUGAACUACUGGUGGAUCAUACGUUUCCCCAUCCUUCUGGUUUCACUAAUCAACUUUCUGAUUUUCAUCAAGAUCUUGAAAGUCGUUCUUUCAAAAUUACGAGCCAGCAGCCAAAGCAGAUUUGCGGAUUACAAACUCAGGCUUGCCAAGGCAACACUCACCCUCAUCCCUCUGUUUGGCAUUCAUGAGAUAAUUUUCAUCUUUGCAACAGAUGAGCAGACUUCAGGUGUUCUGCGAUACAUUAAAGUUUUCUUCACCCUUUUUCUCAAUUCAUUUCAGGGCUUUCUGGUGGCUGUGCUUUACUGCUAUGCUAAUAAAGAGGUUAGGACAGAGCUGAAGAGGAAGCUUCGCAGCUGGAGGAUAGAGGCUGAGGUUGUUUGCUGUGGACAGUGACUAGCUGUUUUUGGCUCUCGUGUGGAAACGUUCUCCAACGCCAAAGUGGCAGAGCGCAACAGAUCCUCCAUAACGACCAUAAGAGCAAUGACUGAUGGUUCACCGACUCCUGAGGGUUCACUUCUUUCUAGACGCCAACUUCAACCAACUUCACCACAGCCUGAAGCUUCUUUGCUGCAGAAUCCAUCAGUGGUGAAUCGAGACAAUUCUAUGCAGCAUUUGGACCAGGAGGACAUUGGACAAUCGUCAGUGGCAAUGCAGGUGUCCUUCCUCAUUCACCUUCAAGACCCUGUGGAGUCACUCCCAAAUGCUGUAAAUAUGGACUCAGAUUGAAUAUGUUUUGGCAUUGACUGUACAUUUUAAGAUGAUAUUUGGUCUGUUGUGACUUGUGAAUACUUAAA
Trematomus bernacchii (emerald rockcod) is the source of this 1832-nucleotide messenger RNA. RefSeq names its product glucagon receptor-like. Gene Ontology annotation, cellular component: plasma membrane. The coding region runs from base 139 to 1431 and encodes 430 amino acids. Gene Ontology annotation, biological process: cell surface receptor signaling pathway; adenylate cyclase-modulating G protein-coupled receptor signaling pathway. The record is from RefSeq and is a predicted model, not a curated record. The transcript has 13 exons. Lineage: Eukaryota; Metazoa; Chordata; Actinopteri; Perciformes; Nototheniidae. Gene Ontology annotation, molecular function: peptide hormone binding; glucagon receptor activity.